Molecule: messenger RNA, 1635 nt
Organism: Cucurbitaria berberidis CBS 394.84
Lineage: Eukaryota; Fungi; Ascomycota; Dothideomycetes; Pleosporales; Cucurbitariaceae
Product: cytochrome P450
Exons: 3
Coding region: 1-1635 (544 amino acids)
Molecular function (GO): iron ion binding; steroid hydroxylase activity; heme binding
Source: RefSeq, a predicted model, not a curated record
AUGUUAUUAGCCAUUGCAACACUAAUAAUCGUACCAUUCCUUACAUUCUUUCUUUCCACGACUCUUUUCUAUCGAAAAACGAAGAACAAAUUUCCCGGGCAAACUCCCCCGACGACGCCCUACUUUGUACCUGGAGUCUUCCAUGCAUUUAGUCUAGCAUAUUUUGGACCACAGAAGUACUUUGCUGCCUUGAUUGACCAAUAUGGCAAUUUCGCCCCGUUCGUUGUCAAGGCAGGACUUGGAUCUUUCCUCGUCCUCCGAGAUCCCAAACAAGCUGAGAGGGUACUACAGGCUAGUAAUCAACUGACUACACGUAAAUCCAAUCUUCACAUUCAUGAGAGGCUGUUCGGCUCUCCGAAAGAAAUUUUGAAAUUCUAUGCAGGCAAAGGCAGCAAUGGGAACGAAGCUGGAUUAGUCGAACUUGUACAUUCGGCCUUGCCCCGGAAGUACUUGAUGGGCACAUCGCUUGCGCCACUUAUUGACACCUAUGUCUCCAUCCUGUCUCGUAAUCUCAACGAGAAGAUGUUCCAAGUCGGAUUCUGGACGCAAAUCGAAGACUUCUGGUCAUUCCUCCAGCAAGUUAUCGCCCGCUGCACUAUUGAGACGUUGUUUGGGAGAGAGAUCAUCAAGCAGUACCCUAGCAUUGUCAAAGACUACUUGACAUUUGCUGAUGCCGCUGCUAGCUUUGUGCCGGGCAUGCCGCGUUUCCUAGCUUCAGCUACAUACGAGGGGCCUCGCGACCGGUUGCAUGAGGGCAUCGCGAAGUGGCUCAAAGCGACCCAUAGCGGAUCUGAGUUCGCAAAGAUUGACGAAGAGGAUCCAGUCUGGGACGAAGACAAGGGUUCGAAGUUUAUCCAGGAAAGAGAUGACGUGUUUGCGAAAACUGAAGGUGUGGAUCUGAAGGGCCGAGCUGCAGAGGUCUUAAGUGUCAUGCAUGGGUCCAAUUCGAGCUUGCUUCCGUCUGCUUUCUGGACGCUUGUCGAAGUUCUGCGCAAACCUCAGCUUGGUAAGCAUAUCGCAGCUGAGAUCAGCCAACAUUAUUCACCACAGGCCGGAGAGUACGAUGUUGCAAGUAUUACAGAAACUCCAUUCAUACAGUCCGUCCAAACCGAGGUCAGGCGCUUACGUGUGCCAACCGUUGCAACUCGCACAAACGAAGUCGACAACUUCCAGCUAGAUGAGCAGUGGACACUCCCAAGAGGCAUGACAGUGAUGCUCUUCUCACAUGACAUAUCCUUGCACACUAAAUUCUGGGCGAAAGCGCGACCCCGGACCGUCGAGAGACCUCUUGAGGAAUUUUGGGCGGAGCGGUUUCUCCUUCCUAAUAGAGCAACAUCAAGUGCGAAAAGCUCGAAGCCGGCCAAGGACAAGAUCGAAGCUGGAAACUUCAGUAUGGAGGGUCUUGAGUCCUUGGAUCUAGUCUUGGGCGGGAACGAUGAUCAGUGUCUGGGGCGUGAUUACAUGAGAGCUGUGCACGCAGCAACUUUAGCCGUCUUCCUGAACGAAUUCGAUCUUCAGUUAUGUGAUACCGACGAAGUUGACGCAGCUAUACCCCCAGUUCGCGAAGACGCAUAUGGCACGGUGAAACCGCUUUAUCCAGUAGCGGUACGGAUACGGAAGCGAAGGAUGGGCUAG